Molecule: messenger RNA, 7685 nt
Organism: Protopterus annectens (West African lungfish)
Lineage: Eukaryota; Metazoa; Chordata; Ceratodontiformes; Protopteridae
Product: cytochrome P450 1B1
Exons: 3
Coding region: 688-2307 (539 amino acids)
Biological process (GO): progesterone metabolic process; hormone biosynthetic process
Molecular function (GO): heme binding; iron ion binding; steroid 17-alpha-monooxygenase activity
Source: RefSeq, a predicted model, not a curated record
AUCUGGUGAAGUGCACUUGGAAGGCGUGAAUAUACAGCAUCCUGAGCUGAAUCACUGCACAACCCCUGCAGCCCGCACAGUCCAAUCGGGAAACAACUUGAAUCCCAUUUGUUGCCGCUUGUCCCAAGGGAUCUGCUCGGACAUUGGGCACUGGAGCAGGAGGGGCUAUAAAUUGUGAACAAGGCAAGCGGUAACUUGAAACUAACUUUUCAUUUAAUGCAAGAAAAGUGAGAGGAUUGCGCCCAUAGUACUUUACUGCACUCAUACCAACAUCACUUUGUUCACAGACAGCAUUAUAGUUCCAUUCGUGCUUCACCGUAGUAUUUAGCAGUUCAAGUUCUAGCCUCGAAAUAGAAGAAGCUACAUCCGUUUGAUAAUUCAUUUGCUACGUUUUAGAAAGGAGUAGGACUAUUAACUACCACCACGCGAAUACAAGAAUUGAACCUAGAGUGCCUGGAAAUUCUAGAACUGCAAGCCUUUUCUGUUAACUAUACCGGUUGUAAGUGAAAAUAAAUAAAUAAAAUAAGCAAGUAAAAGAUCGACUUUGGCUGUGGAUCAUUCUUCACGUUCAUAUGCAACGUAGACUAUUGUGUAGCGUUGAAAGUCGCGACUGUUCUAGACUUUUCUGUUUCUUGUAACACUGCUUAACUAAAUCCCAUUACACGUAUCUCAACAACUACAGGAGACAUGGACUUGGCGAGAUCAUCAGAAAAGGUAGCUAAACAGUCUCUCCAGAAUGUUAUGCUCGUCUUUUUCUUGACUCUGACAAUUAUACACCUGUGGAAGUGGUUGCAGCAGCAGUGGACUGGCAAUGGACAGAAGACACUAAGACUCCCUGGUCCUUUUCCAUGGCCAAUAAUUGGCAACGCGGCUCAGCUGGGCAGUGCUCCACACGUGGCUCUAACCCAAAUGGCGAAAUGUUAUGGAAACGUUUUCCAAAUUAAGUUAGGAUCUCAAAAUGUAGUGGUCUUGAACGGUGAAGAUGCAAUUCGGCAAGCUCUCGUCAAAAGAGGGGCAGAUUUUGCAGGCCGGCCUGAUUUUGCUUCCUUCAGAUUUGUAUCUGGUGGGAAAAGUAUGGCUUUUGGUCAUUACAGUGACCUCUGGAAACUUCAGAGGAAGAUCGCACAUUCCACUGUGAAGGCAUUCUCUACUAAUAACCCAAUGAACAAAAAAGCCUUCGAACAACACCUGGUGUGUGAAGCCAGGGAACUAAUCACAGUGAUGUUGCAGAAAAGUCAGAAAUAUGUUUAUUUCUCUCCGGUCCGUGACCUGGUAGUGGCCAACGCCAAUGUUAUGUCCGCGGUCUGUUUUGGCAGAAGGUACAGUUACGAUGAUGAGGAGUUUAAGUCCAUGGUGAACAGAAACGACAGGUUUGGGAAAACAGUUGGGGCUGGCAGUGUUGUUGAUGUGAUGCCUUGGCUGCAGUACUUCCCUAACCCGGUGAGGACAACUUUCCAAAACUUUAAACAGGUCAACGACGAGUUCUAUGAAUUCAUUUACAAGAAGACUAUUGAGCACAGAGCCACCAUUAAACCAGGAUUAACUAGGGAUAUUAUGGACGCAUUUAUUAACAUUAUAGACAGUGGCAAAGCAGUGUCACAGAUGGGCACAGCUCUAGUACACGACCACGUGCCUGCCACUCUUACUGAUAUCUUUGGGGCCAGCCAAGACACACUCUCAACAGCUCUGGACUGGUUAAUAUUGUUUCUCAUCAGGUUUCCAGAUGUCCAAACUAAGAUUCAAGAACAAGUUGAUAAGGUUGUUGGCAGAGAUCGUUUGCCCUGCAUGGAAGAUCAACCAAAUCUACCUUAUGUUUCAGCCUUCUUGUAUGAAUUUAUGCGUUUCAGCAGUUUUGUGCCACUAACCAUCCCCCAUGCUACCACAGGUGACACCUAUUUAGAUCAAUAUUAUAUUCCUAAAAACACAGUGGUAUUUGUCAACCAGUGGUCUGUUAAUCACGAUCCCGUCAAAUGGCCCAACCCAGAAAAGUUUGAUCCCUUAAGAUUUUUGGAUGAGUCUGGAUCUAUAAAUAAAGAUCUUGCAAGCAGCGUGCUCAUAUUCUCAGUGGGAAAGCGCCGAUGUAUUGGAGAAGAGUUGUCUAAGAUGCAGCUUUUCCUCUUUACCACAAUCCUGGCCCAGCAGUGUAACUUUACGGCAAAUCCAGCUGAGGACACGGAAUUUCAUUUUAACUAUGGCUUGACAACUAAGCCAAAACAAUACACGGUCAAUGUGGCUCUCCGUAGCGAUAUGAACUUACUGAAUUCUGCUGUUGAGGAACUCGAAUCAGAUGAACUCAUGAACUCGUAGUGGUGAGAGGCCAACUGUGGAACUGCAGGAGACUAAUAAUAAGCUAAUGCUGGAAUAAAGUCCAUGCCAGCCAACAGUUUGAGCUUUGAAACAAUGCACUUUCAUGGAAGGAAUUUAAACAAACCAAGAAAGUUAAUACUUUGAGAAUCAAAUUUGUAAAAGAAAAGUUUAUGUAUGUAUCUUGCUGGAAUGCACUGAUGUAUAUUUAGUUUGUAUGUGAUACAGAUGGGAAAAUACGGAACUGUGCUUUAAGCUACUUUAUAACAAGUAAUUCACUAGGCAUGAAGGCUGUAAGCUUGUUAAUAUAUUAGUGCCAAAACUGUUUAGCGAUGUAAUAAAUUAUUUUAAAUGGCACAUUGAACCUGAUUAUAUUUGACAGUUUAUCAGUUUGUUGCAGCUCAUUUUGUUAUAAACUGAACUAGAAAAAAGCCACUUUGUGAACUUUUAGCAUGGCUGAAAAUCCCAGAUAUAGUUAUAAAACUAAAUAUAGGCAUUCUUAACUAUAUUUAACUUAUCUUGUGUUUAGUAAUGUUAAAGUUAAUAUAUUUAGUUAGAGGAAAGUAUAGGGAACAAAGCAUCCCAUGUGUGGUGUGCUACAGUCUUUGUUUCACCCCAUACUGUCAUGUAAGUCAAUUUAAGAACUGAUUACCACCAAAGAAGUUUUGUAACCUUUUAUUCUGUGAAUUUGUUUAUUUACAGAGUGACAUUAAAGGUGAACAGCCAGCACCAAAAGCCUAUAAAAAAGGUAGGCUUGCAGCAUACUAUUGGCUUAGACAUUUGUUUUCUCUUAACUUUAUGAGAUGAUAUUUUCCAUACUAGUCACAUAUGUUGGUAUUAGCAUUAUGGAAUCUUGAAAGAAAAAUAUUCUAUAAUGCAGAACUUAAAACCCCAAAUUCAAAGUGUGCCUAACUAAAAAAUGUCUGGUUUUUUUUAAAAAGAUAUCCCUAAUAUACAUGGAUGGAAACUACAGGGGUGGACAGUAAUGCAUCUAGGAUACUAUUUAUGAACAUUUGCACCAUGGAGCAAGCUUGGUGCUCCAGAAACUGGCAUACCGAGACUUAUUGUGAUUCAUGAAAGUAGAACCACAAUGGUGUAAGAUAUUGUAUGUUGUCUUACACCAUUAUGUAGACAUUGUACUGCAUGGGAGUAAUUAUACAACCCCCCCCCCUUCACUAUAUGUAUGCCAUUCAUAAAAUAAAAUCUUUCAGAGUACAAACUGGUCCUACUGGAGUGGCCAACAGGAAUCCAUCUGUAUACAAUCUGAUGGUGCUAUAGAUAGUGUCACUAUGAUCCCUCUCCCCUGCUAAUAUGUAGUUGAGCAAACAUAACCGAGUAAUGCAUUAUCAUCAUACUAACAAACAAACUUAAAAAAAAAAUCAGUAGUACGGUAGGAAUGUUUUUACCCACAACAGCAUUCCUUACAUUGCAGGUAAACCUCCUAAUGCAAUGUAAUUGCCACCCCCCCCCCACACACAUACACAGUGAUACUGCUUAUCUCCCAUCAGUGGGAACUCAUGGGAUAGUCAUCACCUCAUUACCAUUGUGUGGUAAUUACCACCAGUCUAUCAGCAUGGCCAAGAAGAGAACUAUUUUAAGAACUGCUGAAGGCAUGACAGCAGACCACAGUACAACAGUGACAGGCAGUUCAGUAAGGUAUGUUGUACCUUGCUUAGUGGCUACAUGUAGUUACACAGUAAUCUUACUUAGUACCUAUAUAUAAUUACUUAGUAAGGUACAAGAUACCUUACUGAGCUGCUUGUCACUGCUGCGCUGUGCUGUGUAAUGUAGUUACAUAGUAACCUUACUUAGCACCUACAUAUAAUUACUUAAUAAGGUACAAGAUGUCAUACAGAACUGUCACUGCUGCGCUGUGCUGUGUAAUGCUGUCAUGCUGCACAGUGCUUCCCUGCAUCCUGAGCACAAGAGCACUCAAACCACGGUAGGGUAAUAGGCACUCUUGUGUUAUGUUCGUGAAAACAGAAUGGCUUUUGACGCCAUUGCAGACUACACUGUUCCACAUUCAUGAAAUGUGGCACUCCGCAGUCAUACUCAAGACACACUCUGACAGAUGCAUGUAUACAUCUGUGAGGUGUGUCUGUGAAUACCUGGGCUAGAGUCUGGUUAACCACAAGGCAUGCUUACUUAAUGAUGUUACUUCCUGUCUUAUUAAAACACUCUUCUUGGAUUAUUGUGAUCUCAUCUUGAAAAUAUAUAAGGUUCAGGAUAGAACAGGAGUGACAGAGUUCACUUUCCCCAACAAUAUGCUUGUCUGUUACAGGUACUUAGUGUCUUUCUGUAAGAUGCAACAUUUUUUUUUCUGUUGUGCUUGUAACGUUAGUCAGUAUUGACCAUCAUUCCUUUCUUUAGGACUUUUUCAGUUUCAGCUGUCUUCAUUGUUGAGUUUUGCAUCUUGCUAUUGCAGUGUAAAUUGUCAUUAAUGGCAAUACCAACUGGGUAGAGUGGGGAAGAUUACCAAAGCAUGAAGGCUAAGUGCUUAUCUAGGUAUUUCUGCAUAACAUACUUUUAUCAAACAGGAUCACUACUUGAGGGAUUUUAUACCUUUUCUUGAGUUGCAGUGAUCACAGAGUUAAUUGUAUUAUGUCUGGGAUUAAGGGAGGGUGGAUUUUGCCUUGAUGGUCAAGGUGUUUACCUCACAGACACAAAGGACAGGUUUGAAUCUCACCCUUGGUUACAGUCCAGUUAUUGGCUAGACAUGUAAUAGUCUACAGAUUUAUUGCCUAGUAUUUACCUAUGAACCCAUUAACAUGGGGAAAAGCCUCACCCUGGACAAAAAAAAAUAUAUAUAUAUAUAUAUAUAUAUAUAUAUAUAUAUAUAUAUAUAUAUAUAGGCAAAUCAACUACUUUGCAUUCAGUGGACUUGCUUUUAUAGAAAUGUGGUGUUGAGGAAAUAGUGUGGAAUCCUUGGAUGAAGCAAGAUAAGUUAGUUUAGCAGACUUACAGACUACUGAAUGUCUGAAUUUAGACAACACAAAAGUAUGUACUUGCUAUGCUAAUGAGUGCAUCAGAACUUUUUUUGUCCUAUGAAACUUAAAUACAGUGGUCCCAGUUUGCAAUGUAAGUAUUGUUUGGUACCUAGUUCCAAAUGCUACCAGCCCUUCAUUUUGGUAUGAUUUCUUAGUGCUGAUCUUCCUUAAUUUCUUAUAGUCUCUCUCCACAUAAAUGUAUGUGACACCUGAUGAAACUCUGAGCUUCCAUUUUGUAUGCCUUCAUUAAUUCCAUUUGUUAUGACCAUGUAUAAUACGAUGACAUUCCUGUGUGAGUUUUGAGUAUUGGGAAAUGGGAUAAGAAUAGUGAAAUGUGGAGGGGUAAAGUACAGAUGUCAAUUUUACAAGCAAAAGGAGAUAAUGAGUGUACUGGGAAACCAGUAAUUACCUCUGGACCUUUUCUGUGCAAAAUAUAACACCUACAAACAUUUGGACACUUUGCUGCUAAAACUCUUCAUGUUAGAUUUGUAAAGGAUAUGUUUAUUUUCUCUUAUUUAUAAGGAUAUGUUUAUGUUCUCAUAUUUGUUUUCUUAGUACUUAUUCUGUUCUAAAUUAUACAUUCACUUUGCUAAACCUAGAUAGAACAUCAGUUUUACUCCAUACUCAGAAUAUAUCUGAAGUAAGGGCAUUGUUGCUCUGCAUUCAGCUAUUUGAGUAGCGUCCCAGUUAUAUGAGAGUUUAAUAGACAGGUGUACAAAAAUAAAUAGUUUCAAGACAACCAUAACUACUAUUAUAAAAUUAAUGAAGCCAUGCAAAUACAAAAAACAUUGCUUCACUUCAAGGACCUUUUCUUUAGCUAACAGUUAUAGUAUGUGCACCAACGCACAUACUGUACUUGUAAACUAUCUAAAAUAAAUAGAUUGGAGUUUCACUGCACAGGUAUCGAAUAGCCCAUAUGCAAUGAAUAAUCUGAAAUACACUUUAAUGCAGAUACUGCAAUAUACCUGCCAUUUUGUUAAUACUGCACUGCCAUUUAUAAAUGACUUUACGUACAAGACAUAAUGCCAUUGUCAAACAUAGUACUGUGUUCAUAUUACAUUUUUCAUGGGGAACAGUUUAAGAAUCCGUUCUGAAAUUCUUGCAAUUAUUUUAUUUACUACCUCAUUUAUAAAUUUAUUUAAAUAACUGGAAACUGAAUCUGAACCAAAAAAAAAAUAUCUGGAAAACAGACAACAGCUGCAUUGCAAUAGGGAUUAUUGUUAGUUGAAUUUUUGGAUAUCUGUCCUAUAAGUUGAGUUCCCCUUAUGUUUUAAAUAUUGUUUCUGUGGUACAAACUUAAGGCAUUUUUCUAAAUAAUUUAACAGUACUACAGAGUGUAGAAGAGUAUUGCCUUAUUUUAUUUAGAGGAAGCUUAACCUAGUUGGAAUUAUAGAGGUAUACUAAAGGAUAGACUUGCACGGACAUGUGCAUGUAUGUGCUGAUGUGUUAUUAGACAGGGCACCCAUAACUCUACUUUCCUGAAGCAAUACUUAUGGUUACAAGGCUGUCUCAUUACCUCUGAAAGCAAGGAAACUCAAAACAUACGUCAGUCAUUGUACCGCCAUAAGUAAUAAAUGCACUGUUCCCUUAUUAUUAUUUAGCCAUAGAUUCUCUGUGUCAGAGACCGGACCAGGAUUUAAACAAAUUUGUGGUUUCUUAAAGCUUUUUUUUUUUUUUAUGUGCUUAGUGAAUAGUGUAUUGUUACACUAACAAGAAUAGUCCAUGCAAAACAUGUAAUAUAGGCAAGUGCUAUGACAGAUUAUGGAUUCUAUCAUUACCUCUAAUAGGUUUUACACGCCACAUCAUUUACCUUUGCUUGUCUUCUCCAUCAGACCUAAAAACAGAAAUUUAUAUUAUUAGAAAUCACUAGGCAUGCUAACAGUUCAGAAUUAUUGCAUUUACACUUCCAUGGUGAUUUGUUAGCCACGCAUUUUAAAACAUCUGUUAUUGCUGUAUGUAUUAGCACUGUGAAAUGAACCAUGUUUACUACUGCAUCUGAAGAAGUAAUUAUGUAUCAGUGGCCUGCUUAUUUAACUUGUAUUAUCGCAUUAUAUUUAUAAUUGUAUGGCUGCUUUUAUAAAAAAUGCGGCCUGUUCGUCAGUGUAAAUACAUUCUGUAUUUUAUACAUUUUUAAGUAUCAAUGCACUUUUAACCUGUUGUUCAGUCAAAUGGACAUACUUAUUUGAGAGUUUCCUCUUCUUAUUCUGCAAAAUAAAUAUAUCUGUUGCAGAACAGAGUAGUCUCAGGUGCUGACAUGGACACAGGCUCCAGAACUUAGCAUACAUCUGUGAACUAUUAUAAUAUACUGUUAUGCAUAUUCUGUGCUUUUUCAAUCUGUAAAAAAUGUGACUUUCCAUAAUUAAAUGUAGAAGUUGUUUCAUUUUUAAUAAAAUA